Molecule: messenger RNA, 2720 nt
Organism: Athene cunicularia (burrowing owl)
Lineage: Eukaryota; Metazoa; Chordata; Aves; Strigiformes; Strigidae
Gene: NDUFAF1
Product: NADH:ubiquinone oxidoreductase complex assembly factor 1
Exons: 4
Coding region: 1520-2431 (303 amino acids)
Biological process (GO): mitochondrial respiratory chain complex I assembly; mitochondrial electron transport, NADH to ubiquinone
Cellular component (GO): mitochondrion
Source: RefSeq, a predicted model, not a curated record
GGCGGGCGGGCACCGGGCCCGGUUCGUGAUGAAGCGCAAAGCGAACCCGUCGCUGGAAGCCGAGGUUUUGUAACUGCUGGGUGGUGGCGUGGUGCUGCCUUUAGAUCGGCGCGGCAUAGAGGCGAAAAUCCGGGCAAAAGUAACAUUUAUUUCCCACUUUCUCCUUCGUGCUACUCGGAGGAGACAAGUUAGUGCUGAGCGGGGUUCACCUUGACGGGGGGCUGCAGCCGUCCUGCUGGUUACGCCCCUGGUGUGGGGCAGGCUUGCCGGCGGGGCCCAGAAAUGGAGGGGGUCACUGUUCGGCUCUCGCUGCUUUCACGGCGUGUGCUUCGCCUCACUCCAGGGGGCAUAGAAGUCCUGCGAGGAGGGGUUCUUUUUUAGGAACUUAUCUGUCUUACUGUGGGAUGGAGAAAAUGGCAAUUCGUUCCAUGUGGGUUUAGUCCACGGUGUGUAACUUAGAGAAUAAUAGUAGUGAAUUUUACCAUGAGGAAAAGUUGGGUAUGUGGCAUAUAGAAGAUAUAUGUGGGAUGACUGGCUCCGUUCUUAAGAGCUCAGAGAAAUGAUCUGAUGUUGUGUUGCGAUUUAUUCUGUAGAAAAAAAAAAUCAAAAAACUGCCAAACCAGACAACUAGUCUGACUAAUUUUAAGAAUCCGAGGUAUUAGCCUUGUACAGAACGUUGAACGUUAAGGCUCUUCCUUAUCAAUUACAGAAUGGCAAUGUGGCAUAGCUGUUCCUACCAACAGUGAUGCAGAGAGAAGCAAAGACAAGAUUUUCAGAUUUUUUUCCAAAGCUUUAUUAAAAAAACCUAUUGAAUUGCAUUCUUACACGUUAAAUUCUUUGAUCUUUGCAAACCUCUCUGUAAUCCUAAACCUGGUACGUUGAGGGGGCAAGGGGCUGGAUGAUUUCCAGAAGCAGCAGGCAGUAUGGCUGCUGUAGGACGUUAAGUCUGAACAGUCUUGUCACCUGUGACUGUCAGCUGAGACUGGCAUUCUGGUCCAUGUGGCAGCAGGGUCUACCUGGUGUGAAUUUGUGAUUUUCUCAUGGGGGAUAAUACUUAUAUAGAUGCCAUCUUUUAGAAACCUUCUUCUUGAGGUUGUUUUUGCCAGUGUUACUUAUAAUACCUAAACUUACUUACAGAGAAAGGGAUGAACAGGAAUUGCCUUUUUCUAUUUUCAGUUCUAUUUGAAGUAUUUUACUUUGUUUUUCUUAUCCGCAUGGUGUUUCACAUCACGGGGAGGGAGGAACACAUAGGGUGGAAAUCAUUAGAAGUGUGAUAAUACUUGAUGUUAUUUUUUAUUCCUUUUUCCAAUGGCUUAGAUUUCUAGUUAAUAUCUGGUUUAAGAAUUUAACAGUUUUACAAGUACCCUAUAUGUAAUUUUUUAAAUCUUUUUUCUUUUUCAUUAAAGGUGGAGAUGAACUACGGUAACUAAAGUAAGAGAGCUCUGGAUACUAGUUUUGUUAAAUUAACUUCAAACCCGUUAAUUGCCUUGCUGGAAGCAAAUUCUUCAAGUUUACCAUUAUGGCACUGACUAUUACGUGGCUGAAUAGUGCUUACUUACAUGGUAGAUGCUGCAGGCAAAAAGUUUUGCACCCCUUACUCAGACCUCUCCUCAGUGAUUCCAUGUCAAAAUUGUAUAGCAGCUACAGGAGACCAGGGUCAAAGCCUGAGAAAAAAACAUUUUGGCAAAGUAUUGAUUUCAGUUUUAAGAAGGGCAUUGAUGUCUUAAAGACUCAGCUAAGCAUGCUAAAGGAGGAGACCAAAGAUCACUUAAUAGGACCUGGAGGCCGUCCAUUUAGUCACUACCUGUUGGAACAGACAAGGGUGUUGUGGGAGUUUCGGAGCCAAGAAGAUUUAAAAAAGUGGGUGAUUUCCUCUGAUGUAGAGAUUGGAGGGAAAAGUGAAGUUUUCCUCAAAAUGGGUAGGAAUAACCAGACUGCUCUGCUGUAUGGAAUCCUCAAUACAGAAGUACCUCGUGAUGGGGAAACAAAAUACAGUGGAUAUUGUAGUAUGAGAGCUAAACCACCAAUGGGAUCUUUUGCUAGGAAGAAGUAUUACGACUGGUCAAAUUUCAACAGUCUGUAUUUACGUGUCCGUGGCGAUGGCAGACCUUGGAUGGUAAACAUUUAUACAGACCCUUACUUUUCUCAUCAAAAGGAUGAUCUCUACAACUACUUCAUGUUCACGCGAGGAGGCCCCUACUGGGAGGAAAUAAAGAUUCCGUUCUCCAAAUUCUUUCUCUCCAGUCGGGGAAGAGUCCAAGAUGACCAACAUCCUAUCUGGUUAGACAAGAUCAGUACCCUUGGAUUCACAAUUGGAGAUAAAGUAGAUGGUCCAUUCCAGCUGGAGAUUGAUUUUAUUGGCCUGCUAAAUGAUAGAGCUCAUACAGAGGAAUUUGCCUAUGAAACGUAUGAAAAGAAUCCUCGAGUCUAAGGUGAGCUGGUGGCCUUUGGGACAUUCAUCAGAUGUGUGGUUGAUUUUGAUAAAACACUUACUGUGUGGCUUAGAAUCUGGGGAAAUAUCAGAGUGAAGCAUUGACUGUAGUAAUCUGAGUGACAAUGUUGGCACAGUUGAGUGGCCAAAGACAGUAUCCUGGAUAGAUUGUAUGUAACACAGAUUGGACCAGAGCCUGAGAAGAGCUGUGAUGUGUUCCUGCAAAGUAGUAACUGCUGACUGGGGAAACUGAAGUCCUAACCUUUACAGAAAUAAAAGUAUUUAAUGA